GUUCCAAUUCACCGGCAUUUAUGACCUUAAAGCUUUCGAUGGAGCAUGCAUGUUGAAGAAACCAAUUUUUGCCUCAUUUUUGUGCUAGUCUAGUAGAGUUUGAGUAUUUUAGAGAGACUGUGCAACGUGUCUCCACUGGACUACCAAAAACAAUGCUUCACUAGACGUUUGAUUGAGGAUAUCCUUUAGAGACGGGAUUGUUUUCCUUCACACUUUCCUGAUUGUGGUGGGCUAAUGAGUGAAAGUGAGCAGUUCCCACAGAGGUCCUCCAGACUAGAUUUUCAGAAAAGUACUUUGAAAGAACUCUCUGGAAUAUAUACUAAGGAACGAUGUGCCUUUUUCAACUGGAUUUCUGUGUAUUGACUAAAAACAUCUAAAAAAGAGAAGAAAAAAAUAACAAUGCCGAGAAGAAAAGCCAUUCAUGUAGCUGUUUGGGUAGCAUGUGGAAUAUUGAGUACCGUGGUGGUAGACACACAGAAAUGUAACAUUAAAGUCGUGAAGGCCAUUUCUACCACAGACUCAAUACACAUUACGCUGAAUAAUGAAGAUGUGAAAUGCCAAUACACAGUUUCUGUCAGGGACAGACACAAUGACUCAAAAGACUGUCAUCAAGACCAGGAACAUUUGACACAUUUUGAGUGCAAAACUGAGAAUUUAGAUCCUGGAACGUGGCAUCACCUAGAUAUAAUAUCAAAAGUGGAUGAAAAACAACAGACUCAACACACUGUCUCCCUGCCAACGAGACCUUCAGCCGUGGAAAAUCUUUGGGUUGCUGGAGAUACAAACAGCUUGGAAGUUUCAUGGCAGCCUGGUCCAGGCAAAUCAGAGCGAUACUGGAUCAUGCUUACAGACAGCAGUGGUAUGGGUUCGAUCUGGAAUGCAACAGUUGUUAGCACAGCCACCUCAUACACAAUAAAAGGGCUGAUUCCUGGACGACUCUACAAUAUCACUGUAAUUACAGAGGUUGGAGAGCUACAGAAUUCAGUGUCUAGACAAGCACAAACAGUACCAGCUGCUGUCUCUAACCUCAGAGUGGAGAACAAUGGCAACCAGAAAACCCUCAGAGUUCUGUGGGAUAAAGCCUCUGGUGAUGUGGACAGUUACCUUGUUAAUCUGACAUUACAUGGUUCAAACUCUUUUGAGAAAGCCAUGUCCCCUAAUAGUACAGAUGUAGUGUUUGACAGUCUGAGUCCUGGAAAGACCUACCAGGUGUCAGUCAGCACCAGGAGUGGAACACUUUCUAAUAAGACAUGGAUCACAGUCAAAACUGAACCAGGAAAGGUGUCAGAUCUGGUGAUGGAGAACCUGUCUAAUCGUGGCGCACUAAAGAUCACUUGGACGCCCCCUUCCGGGGAAUGGGAGCACAUCCGUGUGGUGCUUUCAAAUGGAAGUGAAAUCCUUGCUAACCAAACUGUGGACAGAAUGGCAAAGGAAAUACUCUUGUCAUGGUUAAAUCUGCAGCCUGGCAGAGUGUACAGCAUGGCAAUCAGUGUAGAGAAUGGAGGCCUGGCUAAUACAGUCUAUUACGAGGAGGAAAUAGGUCUUCCGCCAGUAUCUCAAUUGCACAUCCGUCACUCAGACGAGACCUCCCUAAGCGCUCUGUGGACUCACCCCUUUGGCUCAUCAUCCCGCGAUGGCUACAUUGUACAGCUUUUUCAAAGCAACACAUCUACAGCUAUUCAUACACGAACCCUGAGUCGUGACAUGAGAGAGUGCACGUUUAAUGUCCUCACGCCUGGUCGCCUGUACGACAUUACUGUAACCACUACCACAAAGAACCUGCGUGGUUCUGCUACAGUAAAGGGAAGAACAUUGCCUUUAAAGGUGAAUCACCUGAAACUAAGUAACAAGGGAAAAUCAGCUAGUCUGAAUGCAAGCUGGGAGAAACCAUCUGGAGAUCUGGAUUUCUACAAUUUAGCUCUGUUAUGGAUCGGACAGACAGUGCACAACGUUUCUGUUUCAGCAAACACAACCUCCACCCUGCUUCCCUUCCUCAGACCUGGUGCUUUACACAGAUUACUAGUUACCACUGUCAGCGGAUCACAGACUUCCAAACUAGCUGAGGCCGAAUGUCGUACAGUGCCCGCUGCGGUUUCUGACAUUACUGUAACUAACAGCGGUCCAGAUUUUCUGAAUGUGUCGUGGAAGGCAGCAGAAGGAGAUGUGGACAGUUACAUGGUGAUGCUAAAGGACCAGGAGAAGAUCGUACACACUCUCGCUGCGUCUAAAGCAACCACCGAGUGUGUGUUCAGGAGUCUAGUUUCUGGCCGACUGUACACCAUCUCCAUUACCACACACAGCGGCAGUUACAGAAACCAAACACUUGUACAGGAGAGAACACAGCCGUCCACAGUCCAAAACCCCACCGCCAUCCACUCAGCCAGAGAUGACUUUCUAAAGGUUUACUGGAAUCAUGCAUCUGGGGAUUAUGACUAUUACGAAGUGGCGAUCGGGUAUAACAGCACACGUCUUCAAAGUCAGAAGCUCAAUAAGACACAAAGUGAAUUUGAGUUCAGUGAUCUGGUUCCAGGACGUCUCUACACUGUGACCAUCAGCACCUGCAGUGGCCAGUACAACUCUACUGUCUCUAUACAUGGCCGAACAUUCCCGGGUGCUGUGGGUAAUUUGUCCCUAACAGAGUAUGGAACCAGUUUUCUGAGGGUGAACUGGACGUCUGCUCCAGGAGAUGUCGAUAACUAUGAGGUUCAGAAUCUCUUCAAUGACACACAGGUGUCACCAGCUGUGCAUCUGAGCAGUACAGUUAGGGAACACCUGUUCUCCGAGCUCACACCUGGUCGGCUCUACAAGAUUGUGCUGUCUACUCACAGUGGAUCAUACCAGCGUGCAGAGAUCCUUGAGGGCCGCACAGUACCCAGUCAGGUUCAGGAUCUCCGUCUUGGCGCUGGCACCGCAGACAGCAGUCUCAGAGCCUCUUGGUCCUCUGGUGAUGGAGACUUGGACUUUUACUCAGUGUAUCUGUUUCAUGGGACACAUGUCCAGGACAUCAGACAUGUUCCUAAACACAUUACACAGACAGAAUUUCACAACCUGGUACCUGGUCAACUGUACCCUGUUACUGUGCAGUCGGUCAGUGGAACGCAGACAAACAACAGUACAACUAGUGGCAGAACAGAUCCCUCCACAGUCACCAACCUGCGGGUAGAUAAUGAACUCAGCACACACAAUCUGUUAGUGAGCUGGACGGCAGCUGUGGGUGUUUAUAAUGGUUAUAGUCUACAGUUACUAGAUGAGAGCGAAAGAGUGAUCGCCAGCGUUUCCGUGCCCGCUACUAACAACCACCACCUGUUUAAAAAUUUAACUCCAGGAACUUGGUAUAAAGCACAUGUUCAGACACUUAGUGGCACUGCCACAAGCAAGGACAUCACUGCUGAGGGACAAACAAGUCCAGCAGCAGUGACCGGGCUACACAUAUGCUCCAACACCAGCACUGAACUUUCAUUCUGCUGGACUGCACCGGAGGGCCAGGUGGACGAUUUUGAUCUGUAUCUGUACGAUCAGAUUGAGACAAUUCAGUCCCACAGGACACUGGGAAAAGAUGCUCUGGGCUGGUCCUUCAUGCACCUGCUGCCAGGGACACUGUAUAAGAUGAUGUUCACCAGCAGGAGAGGGAAACUGAGUAGUCAGUCGUCUAUAUGGGCGCGUACAGCUCCUGCCUCUGUCAUAAACCCCCAUGUUGAGAAUCAGGGUCAAAUGGACAGUCUUCUUCUGAACUGGAUGCGUGGUCCUGGGGGACUUACUGGAUAUUCAGUCACUAUGGAUGGCUUUGAACAGCGGUUGGGUCCAGAGAGCACGCAGGUCAUCUUUCACGGGCUGGUGGCUGGUAGGCUGUAUUCUGCUACACUUCAGAGCUGGAGUGAAGAUCUGACCAACACUACGACUGCAAUAGGGCGUACAGUUCCUGCACCACCAUCAUCAGUGUCUGUCAGCAGCUCUUCUGGCUCAGUGGAGAUAAAGUGGCAUGUUCCAGAUAGAGGAGACUAUGAUGAUUUUGAAGUGACAUGGUUUCCUCAGGAGACACUUAAUGUUUCUGGACGUCAUCCCACUCAGCGUAUACUGGAAGGACUUUAUCCAGGGCGGCUCUAUAAUAUCAGCCUUCGAACUGUCAGUGGGACGACAUACGGCCCUGUGACCUACAGUAGUCCUGUUUACCACACCAUCAGAACCCCUCCACAUUCAGCUCAAAGCAUCCACUGUUUCCCCCUGAGCUCCACCUCUGUCUCCUGCUCCUGGGCACCCCCAGAGUCCGAUUUCGACUCUUAUGUUGUGGAAUGCCGCAAACAAGGGUCCAGGAUGCCGGUGUACACAUACACACUUGAACACGAUGCUCUCUCGCAGCAAUUUGACAGGCUGGAACCCUUUAGAAACUACACCAUCUACAUCACAGUGUUGUCUGGAGACAAGCAGAGUCCAACCACAAAAACCAGCAUUAUCACUAUGAUCGACAGGCCCCCUGUCCCACCGGUGACAGUACGGGUCAGUGAGCAGUCCACAGUCAUCACCCAUUUCACCAUUCUGUUUAAGUUCAACUGCAGCUGGUUCAGUGAUGCUAAUGGGGCUAUUCGUUUCUUCACAGUAAUCGUCACUGAGUCAAAUGAUGUUGAUAAUGUCCUGCCAGAGCAAAGACAUCCUUUGCCAUCUUAUCUGGACUACAGACAAAACCACUCCAUCAAAGCAUACCAGACUGGCUACUUUCACAGCCUGUGUGCCGAGAGAUCUGAUAGCAAGAUCCGUGUUUUUGAGAUAAACCUCGGAAGAGGAAUGAAACGUUUGGGGGGAGCUUGCAAAUGGGAUCCAGAAUCUAUCCAGCAUGGAACACAUUUCUGUGACGGGCCGCUCAGACCCAGAACAUCAUAUCGAUUAAGUGUUCGUGCCUUCACUCAGCUGCUUGAUGAAGAGAACAGAGAAUGUGUGCAUCCCCUUUACACCGACACAUACCUUUCCCUCCCAUUAACGACUCAAUCAGCGCCACGAAAUGGACUCACGGGAGGAAUCACAGCUGCUACGUUUCUAGUCGCCAUGGUGCUCGCUGUGACCGCCUUACUCAUUUACAGAAAGAGGGCUCACAAAAUAGCCGUGAAGGAAAGUCCUGUAAUGAAAAUGUGCAUGUGGAAGGCGCUGCCUACCUCACAGAUGUGCUCAGGCAUAAGGAGCCCAGUCCAAGCAGUCCACUUUGAGUCUCAUCUUGCUAAACUUCAAACUGAUUGCAGUUACCUUCUGUCUGAAGAGUUUGAGGGCCUAAAAGACGUGGGACGGACCCAAACUCAGAAUGCUGCACGUCUACUUGGCAACCGAAGCAAAAAUCGCUACAACAAUAUACUGCCCUACGACUCAACGCGGGUAAGACUGUCUUGCUUGGAGGAUGACCCCUAUUCAGACUACAUCAAUGCUAACUACAUACCUGGAAACAAUUUCAGAUGGGUGUAUAUUGCCACACAAGGGCCUCUCCCAGGUACCAAGGAUGAUUUCUGGCGCAUGGUGUGGGAACAAAACGUGCACAGCCUUGUAAUGGUGACCCAGUGUGUGGAGAGGGGCAUGGUGAAGUGUGAUCGAUACUGGCCAGUUGACAGUGAGCCUUUGUAUUAUGGCGAGGUUGUCGUGCAACUGCUUUCUGAGAAGAUCCUCCCAGAGUGGACCAUUCGGGACUUCAAGAUAUCAUGUGAGGGUCAGUUGAGAUACCCCAGGACUGUGCGUCAGUUCCAUUACACCAUUUGGCCAGAUCACGGUGUACCGGAAACAACCCAAUCACUCGUUCAGUUUGUGCGAACAGUCAGAGAUUACAUUGACAGGACAACUAGUCCAGGAGUCACUGUAGUACACUGCAGUGCUGGUGUGGGCCGAACUGGCACUUUCAUUGUGCUGGAUCGUGUUUUAGAGCAACUGGACAGGAACUGCACAGUGGACAUUUAUGGAUGUGUGUUUGAUCUACGCCUGCAUCGCUCAUACAUGGUACAAACGGAGUCUCAGUAUGCUUAUAUCCAUCAGUGUGUGCGGGAUGUUUUGAGGGCUCGUAAACUUCACUGUGAGCGAGAUAACCCUCUUUUCCCCAUCUACAACAACCUAUUAUAAAGAGUGUGUGUAUACAGGAUCAUGAAGAUUUUUCUCCUUAUUGAACAAGAACAGAGAAGAUGUUUUUGUUUUCAUCUAUAGUUUUAAUAGCAGUGCAUAAAGAUAUAUGCUUUAUUUUUAUACAACUUUUUCAUGAUACACUUAUGUACUUCAGUUCAUACGUAUGUUACCUCUGUUUUUAAUUAUUUAUGUUCUAUGCUAAUUUUAAUAAAUUUUAUUUAGAUUACUGGCACUUACUGGAAUUUACUAUUAAUUUUCAUAAAUGCUUAAUGCACGACAUACAAAGUGGGAACUUUCCUUCUUAAAGGGUUAGUUCACCCAAAAAUGAAAAUUGGCUUGUGUUUUACUCACCCUCGAGGCA
Messenger RNA from Sinocyclocheilus rhinocerous, 6448 nucleotides. Its product is annotated as receptor-type tyrosine-protein phosphatase beta-like. Gene Ontology annotation, molecular function: protein tyrosine phosphatase activity; cadherin binding. The coding region runs from base 400 to 6087 and encodes 1895 amino acids. Gene Ontology annotation, biological process: peptidyl-tyrosine dephosphorylation involved in inactivation of protein kinase activity; angiogenesis. Lineage: Eukaryota; Metazoa; Chordata; Actinopteri; Cypriniformes; Cyprinidae. The transcript has 30 exons. The record is from RefSeq and is a predicted model, not a curated record. Gene Ontology annotation, cellular component: signaling receptor complex.